Molecule: messenger RNA, 1021 nt
Organism: Mangifera indica (mango)
Lineage: Eukaryota; Viridiplantae; Streptophyta; Magnoliopsida; Sapindales; Anacardiaceae
Product: pleiotropic drug resistance protein 2-like
Exons: 4
Coding region: 310-1014 (234 amino acids)
Source: RefSeq, a predicted model, not a curated record
AUGUUUAACACGGGAAAUUCGUACUAGCUUUAUAGGGAAGCUAAGUAGGAGAGGGUGAAAAUACCUUGAAAGUCAACUUGCCUCUAUGCCUUAGCCCUCUGGCGUCAAACCCUCAGUCCUUCGAUCAAGGAGUGAAGCUUAGCGCUUACAGGACUAGCUGGCAUUCGCUUCAAGUCUCUUUAUAUUUAUAUAAAAAAUUCUUUCAAAUUCUUUUAUUUGGUCUUAAAUCUACCUUUCUACAAUAAAAGAUUUUAGUUGAAGUGCAUAAGAACGCUCUGCGAUCAUAUCCUAAAGGUAUCCAACAUCAACAUGGCUGCGGCUCUAGCCGGAGAUGAUCUGUCAAGAACGUGGAGCAGUCGGCGGAGCUGGGUGGGUUCCACCAGUUUCCGGGACGCAUGGAAUGCUCCAUCGAAUGUGUUCAACCAGAGUGGAAGAGAGGGUAAUGAUGACGAAGAAGAGCUCAGGUGGGCUGCAAUCGAACGUUUACCCACGUUUGAUCGGCUGAAGAAAGGGAUGAUAAGACAAGUUCUUGAUAAUGGAAAGGUGGUUCACGGUGAAGUAGAUGUUACUAAGCUUGGAAUGCAAGAAAAAAGAGUGUUAAUGGAGAAUAUAUUGAAGGCCGUUGAAGAAGAUAAUGAAAACUUUCUUAAAAGACUUAGAGAAAGAAUCGAUAGAGUGGGAAUUGAGAUUCCAAAGAUUGAAGUUCGAUAUGAACAAUUAUCAGUAGAAGGAGAUGUCUAUGUAGGAAGUAGAGCACUUCCUUCUUUGCUUAAUGUUGCAUUGAACACAAUAGAGAGUGCUCUUGGAUUGCUUCGACUCGUCCCAUCAAAAAAGAGAAAAAUACAGAUCCUUAAUAGGGUUAGUGGCAUUGUCAAACCAUCGAGGAUGACACUUCUUCUGGGUGCUCCGGCUGCCGGCAAAACCACACUGUUGCUGGCACUUGCAGGGAAGCUUGACAGAGAUUUAAGGGUCAGUCUUUUUGUCCACCAAUUUCAGGAUGAACGUAAAACUUGAUUCAACA